Dentiscutata heterogama is the source of this 226-nucleotide messenger RNA. Lineage: Eukaryota; Fungi; Glomeromycota; Glomeromycetes; Diversisporales; Gigasporaceae. The record is from the annotation of a GenBank genome assembly.
AAAUAUUAAAACAAACAAAUAUUAAAACAUUUGAAAAAACUUUGAAACGAGAAGGAUUUGAUAAAGAAAAAUUAUUAUUUACAGAUGAUUUAGAAUCGACUUCAAGUUCAGAUUCUUCAUCUGAAAAAAAUGAUGAAACUACAAACAAUAAUAAUGAAAUAAAUCAAAUUGAUGAGCAAGAUUAUAAUUGGAAUCCAGAAGAUUUACUAAUGGCUGAUGAUGAUUA